AUGGUGAGACACACUACGGGUCGCCGAAAGCAAGAAAUGAAGAAGAUGACCAACGAGAAGAAUCUCCAAGUGACAUUUUCCAAGCGUAAAAAUAACAUUUUCAAAAAGGCUAGUGAACUUUCCAUCCUCUGCGAUGUGGAAAUCGUUAUCAUAGUGUUCUCUCCAGCGAACAAGGCAUUCGCAUUCGGCAACCCUUCAGUCGAGUCUGUACUCAAUCGUUACCUCAGUGAAAACCCGCCCCCUAUGUCGGGAACUUUGCAGCUUGCUGAGGCAUAUCGUAGGUCGAAUGUUCGCAACCUUAAUUCAGAACUCACUCAGGUGGUUAACGAAUUAGAAGCGGAGAAAAAGCGCGCAGAGGAUUUGAGGAAGAUGAGAUUGGCUAGCCAGGCAGAGUGCUGGUGGGAGAAGCCAAUUGAGGAGCAAAGUGUGGAAGAGCUUCAGCGGUUUAAGCGCGCGCUGGAAAACUUGCGGGAGAAUAUUGCACAAGAAGCUCAGGCUUUGGAGUUCCAAAGUUCUCCACAAUUUGGGACUAAAAAUGAUGAAUUUGAUGCUGGAUUUGGGAUUUGA
Messenger RNA from Tripterygium wilfordii, 567 nucleotides. RefSeq names its product agamous-like MADS-box protein AGL62. Gene Ontology annotation, molecular function: DNA-binding transcription factor activity, RNA polymerase II-specific; protein dimerization activity; RNA polymerase II cis-regulatory region sequence-specific DNA binding. Gene Ontology annotation, biological process: positive regulation of transcription by RNA polymerase II. The transcript is spliced from 2 exons. Lineage: Eukaryota; Viridiplantae; Streptophyta; Magnoliopsida; Celastrales; Celastraceae. Bases 1 to 567 code for a protein of 188 amino acids. The record is from RefSeq and is a predicted model, not a curated record.